AUGUCGUCAACAGCAUCUCGAACCCGUCCUGUGGACAUACGCUCAAGUAGUCCCUCGGGGGGCAGUCCGCACUCCCGAAAUGCGUCAAUAGCAAGGUUAUGCUCCCCUGUGCCCUCGCAGCGCCUGAGUACACCUCCUGUGCAGCAAGUCCCGACGCCUCAGCGGAUUGCAGCUGACAACAAUGAUUCCACUCUGCCCAAGCUUGAUCAAUCAGGGUCACUGCCGGGUCCAGGUCGAUCUGCACUGUCUACAGCUCUGGCUGAUACAAUGAAUCGAACUCCUCCUCGAAUUCGUACACCCCCUGUUCCUGCAAACGACCCUUCCCCGAGACAACCAUUAUUAAGCGCCACCGGAGGCGUGGGGGCUCACGACAGAUUACCGAGAACUGAUUAUGGCUCUUUCAACCCUCGCGAGAUGGCAGGAAGUCCAGCACCAACAGAGGAUCCGGAAGUGGUGAAAAGACAUUUGGUGCAGCCAGACCAAGGCUCGUCGAGAGGGAGAACGCUUCGCUUAGAUUUGAACGAGCCGGGACCCUGUUUGGAGUCAGACGAGUUUUCCAGCCUCCGGUUACAAGGUGGGGAUAUGACCCGUGCUGUCUAUCGGUGGGCAGAAGAGCAGGAAGGAAAUCAGCCUGGCAAGGCUCAAAGAAGCAAAAGUUUUUCUAUGCCGAGACCAGAGCCUGAAAGUGACACCUUGGACAUACAAAACAUCCGGGUGCCAGGCGGAUUUCGCAGAAACUUUUUGCGUAGAGCCGCUGAGAGUCCCACCCCUACCGGUCGAACCUGGAAAAGCUAUUCUGCAGCAGAUGGACAGGACGGAAUGACCUCUGGAAGCGAUGUUCGACCUCGGCUCUUUACCAACAAUUUUCUAGAAUUCCUUACGCUCUACGGACACUUUGCGGGUGAAGACCUAGAGGAGGAUGACGAGGUUCUUGAACCAGAUGAAUAUUUCUCGUCUGACGCCUACGACGAGGCCAGCGACCGAGAACCUCUGGAGGACAGUGCCCUACUUACACCAGGCGGACUCCGAAGGAGACGACACAGGGAGCGCGGGCCGACUGGAACGGGAACCAGUUUCAACGCAGCCUUAUUGCUCCUGAAAUCUUUCGUUGGUACGGGAGUCCUCUUCUUGCCUCGAGCUUUUUUAAAUGGCGGCAUGCUCUUCUCAUCCCUUGUCUUACUCGGUGUGGCUCUCCUCAGCUACUAUUGCUUUAUCUUGCUCAUCAGCACAAGGAACAGGGUCGAGGCUUCAUUUGGUGAUAUUGGUGGCAUUCUCUACGGGAAGUGGAUGAGAGCAAUGAUCCUGUUCUCCAUCGUUCUCAGCCAGAUUGGCUUUGUUUCGGCCUACACUGUCUUCACAUCGGAGAAUCUACAGGCAUUUGUUCUGGCGGUUUCCAAGUGCAGAACUUUCAUCGACAUCAAGUUCAUGGUCCUGAUGCAACUUGUCAUAUUUUUGCCACUGAGCUUGAUCAGGGAUAUCGGAAAACUCGGAUUCACAGCUCUUAUCGCUGACGCCUUCAUCCUCGUUGGCCUCAUUUACCUGUACUAUUACGACAUCGCCACUAUCGUGGAAAACAGAGGUCCUUCAGAUAUCACCUUGUUCGACCCUUCAACCUGGACGCUUUUCAUCGGCACGGCUAUCUUCACCUUUGAAGGCGUGGGGUUGAUCAUCCCAAUCCAAGAAUCAAUGAAGAGACCGAAAGAUUUUCCCGGCGUCCUGGCUACUGUCAUGGUCAUCAUCACCAUUCUGUUCACCUCGAUCGGCGCUCUCUCCUAUGCCGCGUAUGGAUCGAAAACCAAAACCGUCGUGAUCCUCAAUCUCCCUCAGGACAGCAAGAUAGUCAACGCUGUGCAGUUUCUGUACUCCCUGGCUAUUCUCCUCAGCACCCCGCUCCAACUAUUCCCUGCGAUCCGUAUCAUGGAAAACGAACUAUUCAGUCGCUCUGGCAAAUACAAUCCUUAUAUCAAGUGGCAGAAGAAUGUGUUUCGCUUCUUCCUCGUCUGUGUGUGUGCGCUUAUUGCAUGGGGUGGUGCCGGCGACUUGGACAAGUUUGUCGCCCUGGUUGGUAGCUUCGCAUGCAUACCAUUGGUAUACUGCUACCCUCCUUUGUUGCACCUUAGGGCUGUGGCAAAGACCAAUCUGCAGAGAUGGUUGGAUUAUUUGAUGUUUGCCUUUGGAUUGGCAAGUUGUGUGUAUACAACCGUCUUAACGAUUCAGCAGUGGGCGGGAAGCAGUGGUGGCAAAUCCCCUGGGUAUUGCGACUCUUGA
Cladophialophora psammophila CBS 110553 is the source of this 2268-nucleotide messenger RNA. RefSeq lists its product as uncharacterized. The record is from RefSeq and is a predicted model, not a curated record. Lineage: Eukaryota; Fungi; Ascomycota; Eurotiomycetes; Chaetothyriales; Herpotrichiellaceae. Gene Ontology annotation, biological process: amino acid transmembrane transport. The transcript has a single exon. Bases 1 to 2268 code for a protein of 755 amino acids. Gene Ontology annotation, molecular function: amino acid transmembrane transporter activity.